AUGGCCACCGCUGUGCUCGAACACCCGCGAUUUUUCCCCUCGCGCCCCGAUGCGCUGAACUUGGAGGACUUUGAAACAGCCUCGAUCCGCUCCGCCGCACCGUCUUACUUCUCGGACGCACCUUCAUACCAUUCCACGGCACCCAACCCCGAGCCGAUCCCCGCCUACUCCCCUCCGGCGAACAGCGCCGCCGCCAACAGAAACGGCUCCACACAGUACCCGACUUCACUCCUCCCUGCCGCCCCGGCCCCGACCCGCUCUGGGACCACGACGCCGCAGCCCCGCUCCGGCCUGCCCCCGAUCCCUCCGGUCGCCGCCGCCACUCCUCAACUCAACCAGUUCCGAAUCCCGACCUGGUCGACCGUGCAUUCCAAUCCGACCAUCAAUAAUGUCGCCCGCCGACGAAUGAACCAGAGCAGCCCCGACCACGUAGCGCACUUGCGGAGGUUCAUGUCGGAGCGCAUGGCAGAAGAGGAGGCCGCACAACGCGCGAGGGAGUUCCGUCCGCUCGAGGACCCGUAUCUCGUCGGUGAAGAGGCCGCCGGGAGAGCCAGGCAGGAGAGGCUCGCCAGAGAGACUGGGGAGGAUAUCCUGUGGGACGAGGACCGGCGGUGGAACAGGUUCCUCGCGCAAAUGCAGACCUGGGAAGGCCGCGAACGCAGCCCGUGGCGAAACGUCCGCCAAACCGAGCAGCCCUCUCAGCGAAAGAAGCUGACCAGGCGCCUGGCGGGACGUCUUUGGUAG
Messenger RNA from Colletotrichum karsti, 744 nucleotides. RefSeq lists its product as uncharacterized. The coding region runs from base 1 to 744 and encodes 247 amino acids. The record is from RefSeq and is a predicted model, not a curated record. The transcript has 3 exons. NCBI's taxonomy places the organism in Eukaryota, Fungi, Ascomycota, Sordariomycetes, Glomerellales, Glomerellaceae.